AUGUCGGCUGCAGCUCGACUUGUCCGACUCGUGGCUCUCUCGCUGUGCCUCCUUCCCAUUGUCACCACCGCGCAAGAGCGUUCGCUGCGGGGAGCAUCGUCGUCGUCGGGGCGAGGUGGACUACCAGACGGUUCCGCAUGUCGCCUGGACUCCAACCUCAAGCCCGCGGGGGAGCCGUGCGCCGCCUCGCCCUUCGUGUGCGUGGUGACGAGAGUGCCUACGGCCAAGGACCCCUUCUACAAGGGCAUCUGCAACUCCUCCUAUGCUGAUUCCCCGCAUUGCACGUUUUUCAGCCAGCCAUACGCGGUAGGCGCCACCGGCGUGAGCAGCAACCCCGCGUGCCACCGCUGCGACUGCAACAACCACCCCGAGAACGCCGAAGCCACAGCGCGAGCCGCAGCGUUUGCAGCCGACACCCUGUCGAAGCACGUGGGCGACACGGGCAUCCUGUCCGUGUCCGCGCAGUCGUCCCUGCGCUCCAUCCUCGCAUCGCUCGGCGCCAACACGGCUCGCUGCGACUGCCAGGUCAUCGGGCCGUGCUACGUGGACUGGAAAGGCAAGCAAGUGAAUGGCCCGGACGGGGUGAUGUGCCCGGAACGACAGAGCCGCUGCGUGAUCCAGGAGGUGGGCGGAGGCGGCGCGGACAAACAGGGCCGACCCAUAGACGCGGGGACAUGCGAGUCGGCGGGCGAGAUGAACACGUGCAUGGUGGCGGGGAAUGGGUGGGGACCCAAGUACUAUGCGCGGGGGGUGCAGGGACUACCAGAUGCUCUGGACGAGUGCAGGCGGUGCCGGUGCAGCGAUGGGAACCAGGUGUUCGGGUGCGUCAAAGUGCCCAAGUGCAAGUCAGGCGGUGGAGGCGGGUGGGACGAUGAUGCUGCUGCUGCUGCGGAUGCUGCAGGGGCAGCGGCCGUUGGCGAUGUGUAUGUGGAGGGGCUCAAGGCAUGA
Messenger RNA from Closterium sp. NIES-65, 948 nucleotides. The record is from the annotation of a GenBank genome assembly. Lineage: Eukaryota; Viridiplantae; Streptophyta; Zygnematophyceae; Desmidiales; Closteriaceae.